Molecule: messenger RNA, 1974 nt
Organism: Tripterygium wilfordii
Lineage: Eukaryota; Viridiplantae; Streptophyta; Magnoliopsida; Celastrales; Celastraceae
Product: MLO-like protein 14
Exons: 15
Coding region: 1-1680 (559 amino acids)
Biological process (GO): defense response
Cellular component (GO): membrane
Source: RefSeq, a predicted model, not a curated record
AUGUCAGACGAUUCGAAAGAAAUGCGGUCCUUGGCCUUGACUCCAACAUGGUCUGUUGCUACAGUAUUGACAAUCUUCGUAGCUGUUUCUUUGAUUGUGGAGCGCUUAAUUCACCGCUUGAGUAAUUGGUUGCGGAGAACAAAUCGAAAACCUCUGCUUGCAGCUGUGGAGAAGAUGAAAGAAGAGUUGAUGCUUCUAGGAUUCAUAUCACUCCUUCUGACAGCUACCUCAAGCACAAUAGCAAACAUUUGCAUUUCAUCAAAGUUCUAUGACAGCAAAUUUGCUCCAUGCACCAGGUCUGAGAUUGACGAAGAAACAGAACAAAAUGUUUCUGGGGACCGUAAACUGCUAAUGCUUUCUGCAUUUCCAGUUCCACACUCACUUCGGAGAAUGUUGAAUAGCUUGGAUAAAAAUACCUGCAAAGAGGGGCACGAGCCAUUUGUUUCAUAUCAAGGUCUCGAGCAGUUACACCGCUUCAUUUUUGUCAUGGCAAUCACUCAUGUAUCUUACAGUUGCUUGACAAUGUUGCUUGCAAUUGUGAAGAUCCACAGUUGGAGACAAUGGGAGGAUGAGGCUCAUAUGGACCAUCAGGACUCCUUAACAGAAAUUGCACGAGAGAAGACAAUGCGGAGGCAAACAACCUUCGUUAGAUAUCACACGUCAAAUCCUUUGACCAGGAAUAGCUUUCUUAUUUGGGUGACAUGCUUCUUCCGCCAGUUUGGCCGCUCAGUUGUUCGCACUGACUACCUUACACUUCGCAAGGGCUUCAUCACGAAUCACAACCUCCCUUUGAAAUAUGAUUUUCACGGCUACAUGAUUCGCUCAAUGGAAGAAGAAUUUCAAAGGAUUGUUGGUGUGAGUGCUCCACUAUGGGGAUUUGUUGUUGCUUUCAUGUUGUUUAAUAUUAAAGGGUCUAAUCUCUAUUUCUGGAUAGCGAUCAUUCCUAUCACUCUUGUUCUUCUGGUGGGCGCAAAGCUACAGCAUGUUAUUGCAACCUUGGCAUUGGAGAAUGCUGGCAUAACUGGAUAUUUUGGAGGUACAAAGCUGAGGCCUCGAGAUGAGCUUUUCUGGUUCAAGAAGCCAGAACUGUUGUUGUCUUUGAUCCACUUUGUUCUGUUCCAGAAUGCAUUUGAGUUGGCUUCAUUUUUUUGGUUCUGGUGGCAGUUUGGCUAUAAUUCAUGCUUUAUUCGGAACCAUUUUAUUGUAUACUUACGGCUUGUUUUUGGUUUUGCAGGACAGUUCCUCUGCAGCUACAGCACGUUGCCACUGUAUGCACUAGUAACUCAGAUGGGAACAAACUAUAAGGCUGCUUUAAUUCCACAAAGGAUAAGGGAAACAAUUCAUGGAUGGGGAAAGGAAGCUAGAAGAAAGAGAAGAAAUGGAUUUUGGGUUGAUGACUCAACAACUGUACGCACAGACACCAGCACAGUUUUAUCACUCGAGGAAGAUGAUCGUCAGUUGACAGAUAUUCCUGAUAAUGCUGAUACUACAUUCCAUGAAAUUGAGUUACAGCCACACUCCGUUAGCAUAAAUGUACCUUCCCCAGUUGCUAACGAAACCUCAAGUCGGGUUGGAACACCUCUCCUCCGGCCCUCUGCCUCCAUUUCUCCAUCAACACCAUAUAAUCUGCAUAUUGAAGGCAUUACACGAUCUUCUUCUUUGCCGGCCAGAAGAGAGUGAAGCAAAAUGUGAAGGACGACAUAGAAGGCCAGACUGAUUCAACAAUACGGAUUUUGCUUCAUCAUUGCGACAAAACAACAAUAGAGGGCGCGGCUAAAUUUCUGUUUAGCAAAAUUAUGGAUCGAAAUGAAGGAUUAAGUCGGAUAGAAUACUCUGGCUGUAAGUUGUAGAAUGGACUAAGGAAUCAUUUUAUGAAUUUUUCUGUAAUAGUCUUCUUGGUAGUUCUGAAUUAGAAAAUGUAGUAACAUUUUCUCCACUUUGUUUCAGUAUGAAGAUACUUCUUAUUUCAUUUUC